UGCUGGGCUGGAUCCGAAUGGGCGAGUCGAUGCUGAAUGCCAGUCUGGUUAAUGCCAGUUCACUGUCGGAAGCUGAGCAGUUGCAGCGAGAACACGAGCAGUUUCAGAUGGCUAUUGAGUCCCUUUUCCACGCCAGCUCUCUGCAGAAGACUCACCAAAGUGCCCUGCAGGUCCAGCAGAAAGCAGAGGCGCUUCUACAGGCCGGGCACUACGACGCCGACGCCAUCCGGGAAUGCGCCGAGAAGGUGGCGAUGCACUGGCAGCAACUCAUGCUCAAGAUGGAGGACAGACUCAAGCUAGUGAAUGCCUCUGUGGCCUUCUAUAAAACCUCCGAGCAGGUGUGCAGCGUUCUGGAGAGCCUGGAGCAGGAGUACCGCAGGGAUGAGGACUGGUGUCGGGGCCACGAUAAGCUGGGACCCUCCACUGAGUCGGACCACGUGAUGCCGCUGAUCAGUAAACACCUGGAGCAGAAGGAGGCUUUCCUUAAGGCUUGUACGUUAGCGCGGAGGAACGCGGAAGUCUUUCUGAAGUACAUUCACCGUAACAACGUGAGCAUGCCCGGCGUGGCCCCCCACACGCGCGUCCCCGAGCAGCAAGUUAAAGCCAUACUGAGCGAGCUCCUGCAAAGGGAGAACCGGGUGCUGCACUUUUGGACCCUGAAGAAGCGGCGGUUGGACCAGUGCCAGCAGUACAUUGUGUUUGAGAGGAGCGCCAAGCAGGCUCUGGACUGGAUUCAGGAAGCCGGGGAGCAUUAUCUCUCCACUCGCAUCUCCCCUGGGGAAUGUAUUGAGGAGACUCAGGAGCUGCUGAAGGAAUACGAGGAAUUCCGGAUACCUGCCAAGCAAACGAAGGAGAAGGUGCGGCUGCUGAUCCAGCUGGCAGACAGCUUUGUGGAGAAGGGCCACGUUCACGCCACCGAGCUGAAGAAAUGGGUCACUACUGUCAACAAACACUACCGGGAAUUCGCUCUGCGUAUGGGCAAAUACCAUUGCGGCCUGCAGCGAGCCCUGGGCAUCUGCACUGAGGACACAAAGGACCUGGAGUUGGACAUUGUCCCUGCGAUUCUGACUGACCCGGAGGUGAAGCUGCGCGACGCCGGCCAUGAACUCAACGAGGAGAAGAGAAAAUCCGCCAGGAAAAAAGAAUUCAUCAUGGCGGAACUUCUACAGACAGAGAAAGCGUAUGUGCGGGACUUGCACGAGUGUAUGGAGACCUACCUGUGGGAAAUGACCAGCGGAGUGGAGGAAAUUCCGCCCGGAAUAGUGAAUAAGGAGCACAUCAUCUUUGGGAACAUUCAGGAAAUAUACGACUUUCACAAUAACAUCUUCCUGAAAGAGCUGGAGAAGUACGAGCAGCUGCCGGAGGACGUGGGACAUUGUUUUGUCACUUGGGCCGACAAGUUCCACAUGUACGUGACCUACUGUAAGAACAAACCCGACUCCAGUCAGCUGAUCCUGGAGCACGCCGGCUCCUUCUUUGACGAGAUCCAGCAGCGACACGGCCUGGCCAACUCCAUCUCCUCCUACCUCAUCAAACCCGUCCAGCGGAUCACUAAGUACCAGCUGCUUCUCAAGGAGCUUCUGACCUGCUGUGAGGAAGGGAAAGGGGAGAUAAAGGACGGGCUGGAGGUGAUGCUGAGUGUGCCCAAGCGGGCCAAUGAUGCCAUGCACGUCAGCAUGCUGGAAGGAUUUGACGAAAACCUGGACGUUCAAGGGGAACUUAUCCUGCAAGAUUCCUUCCAAGUCUGGGACCCCAAAUCCCUCAUCCGCAAGGGGCGCGACCGGCACCUCUUCCUCUUCGAAAUCUCCCUCGUCUUCAGCAAAGAGAUCAAAGACUCCACCGGCCACACCAAAUACGUCUUUAAGAACAAACUGCUGACCUCGGAACUGGGGGUGACGGAGCACGUAGAGGGGGACCCCUGUAAGUUUGCCCUAUGGUCGGGGCGCACCCCAUCAUCCGAUAACAAGACAGUGCUAAAGGCAUCUAGUAUCGAGGUGAAGCAGGAAUGGAUCAAGAACAUCCGGGAAGUCAUUCAGGAAAGGAUGAUCCAUUUGAAAGGAGCCUUGAAAGAACCCAUCCAGCCCCCCAAAACUCCAGCAAAGCAGCGCAACAACAGCAAAAGGGACGUACUGGAGGACGCCGAUAGCCAGGGGGACGGCAGCAGCCAACCGGACACCAUCUCCAUCGCCUCCAGAACCUCCCAGAACACCAUGGACAGCGACAAGUUAUCUGGGGGCUGUGAACUGACGACGGUUCUGCAGGAUUUCAUCGCUCUCCACAACAAUGAGCUGAGCAUUCAGGUGGGGCAAACCGUGGAGCUGCUGGAGAGGCCGAGCGACCGGCCUGGAUGGUGCUUAGUCCGGACCACCGACCGGAGCCCCCCGCAGGAAGGGCUGGUACCCAGCAGCGCCCUGUGCAUCUCCCACUCGCGGAGCAGCGUCGAAAUGGAGUGUUUCUUCCCUUCAGGCAAAGAUUCAUUUUCUGUCUCCGCGGCGGAAAAUGGGGGGAAGUCCGAGUCGGUGGCCAAUCUGCAGCCCCAGGCGUCCCUGAAUUCUAUCCACAGCUCCCCGGGCCCCAAACGCUCCACCAACACCCUAAAAAAGUGGCUGACGAGCCCUGUGAGGCGACUGAACAGCGGGAAGGGCGAGAGCAACAUCAAGAAGCAAAAGAAAAGAGACGGGCGCAACCUCGGCUCCCCCAGAGCUGGGGACGAGACCACCCCACAGGGAGACAGCGCCGAUGAGAAGGGCAAGAAGGGGUGGGACGAAGAGGCUGACGACGAAUCCCACACUCCGCUUCCUCCGCCAAUGAAGAUCUUUGAUAAUGACCCCACUCCGGACGACAAGUCCUCCCUGCUUGUGGUCCGGCAGAGCUCAGCGGAGGUGCCUAGUGCGGCUGAACUGGUCACUGCCAUAGAGAAUCUGGUCAGGAACAAGAUGACCAUUGACGGAGGUUCUUAUCGGGGCGCACAGAACAUAAAUGAAGGAUUUGUGAAUGAGGGUUUGGCCCCCUCGCCAGCUCCCAGGAACCACGAAGAGGAGCAAAAAGCCAAAGCACUCAGGGGCAGGAUGUUUGUACUGAAUGAGCUGGUACAGACGGAGAAGGACUAUGUCCGGGAUCUUGGGUUUAUGGUAGAGACGUACAUCCCCAAGAUGGAGGAGAGGGGGACCCCGGAAGAUAUGAACGGAAAAGACAAGAUCGUAUUCGGCAACAUCCACCAGAUCUACGAUUGGCACAAAGACUUUUACUUGGCAGAACUAGAGAAAUGCCUAUUGGAGCCGGAGAGGUUGGCGCAGUUAUUUAUAAAACAUGAGAGGCGGCUGCACAUGUAUGUGGUUUAUUGCCAAAACAAACCGCGCUCGGAGUUUGUCGUUGCCGAAUAUGACGCCUACUUUGAGGAUCUCAUGCAGGAGGUGAAUCCCAGAUUUACUGUCAGUGAUUUUCUCAUCAAACCGAUCCAAAGGAUAACUAAGUACCAACUGCUGCUAAAGGACUUCCUUAAGUACAGUCAGAAGGCGGGUUUGGAGUGUUCAGAAAUCGAGAAAGCCGUGGAACUAAUGUGCCUUGUCCCGAAACGCUGCAACGACAUGAUGAACCUGGGGCGCCUGCAGGGAUUCGAGGGGAAGCUGACAGCCCAGGGGAAGCUGUUGCAGCAGGACACCUUCUAUGUGAUCGAGCAGGAAUCGGGGGUCCAGUCUCGGACGAAGGAAAGGCGGGUUUUCCUGUUCGAGCAGAUUGUUAUUUUCAGCGAGCUCCUGCGGAAAGGUUCCUCCACGCCGGGGUACAUGUUCAAAAGGGGCAUAAAGAUGAAUUAUCUCAUCUUAGAAGAGAACAUUGACAACGACCCGUGCAAAUUCGCCAUUCGGAGCCGCGAGACGUCGGAGCGGGUGAUCCUGCAAGCGGCCAACGCCGACAUUAAACAGGCCUGGGUGCAGGACAUCGGGCAAGUGCUGGAGACCCAGAGGGACUUCCUAAACGCCCUGCAAUCGCCAAUAGAAUACCAGCGGAAGGAGAGCAACGCAGCCAUGAACAAGCCUCAGAUUGGCCGCGGGCCGUCCCCCACCGUUAGGCCUCUCUCCUCUACGCCCGUAGGGUGUGAAAAAGAUGUCACCAUCCCAGUGCGGAACCAGUCGCUACCAGCGCGGAAAAUACCUACCUCUAACGGCAGCGCCGGGUAUGAAAUGUACCCACGGGCGGAGAAAUGUGACCCAAACCAGAGCGAGCUGAGCGGCUGCAAUGGGACCAACUCCAUGGUGGUUGUACAGGAUUACUAUGCACUAAAGGAGAAUGAGAUCUGCGUGUACCACGGGGAGUUGGUACAGAUUCUGGCCAUCAAUCAGCAGAACAUGUUCCUGGUAUUCCGGCCGUCCAAUGACCAUUCCCCGGCAGCGGAAGGCUGGAUCCCGGGAUCAGUUUUGGGCCACAUUUCUAAACCUUCCGCAGAAAAUAGCGACAGAUCCAUCAAGACGUCAUGCUCUUGGCACACGCUCCGCAUGAGAAAACGGGACGGGACGGAGUCCAACGGCCCAUGUAAGAGGCAAGAGGGCCUGGGCAGCAUGGCGAAAGACCCCAAUAACAGUUCAGAGGAGUCUGAAUGCGAUGACCUUGACCCCAGUGCUAGUAUGGAGAUAAUGAACCCUAAUUUCAUCCAGGAAGUGGCCCCUGAGUUCCUGGUGUCCCUGGUGGAUGUCAUGUGUGUUCUUGGGGACACAGUCACCCUACAGUGCAAAGUGUGCGGCCGGCCGAAGCCCAGUGUCACCUGGAAGGGACCCGACCAGAGCAUCUUGGAUGGGAACAGCAACACCUACUCCAUGUCAACCAGUGAGUCUGGAGACAUCAAGCUGAAGAUCUGCCACGUGAUGCCCCAGGAUAGUGGCAUCUACACGUGUGUGGCCAGUAAUGAGCUGGGGGCAACCUCGACAUCUGCCACCAUCAAAGUGCAAGGGGUCCCUGGGGCCCCCAGCCAGCCGCUGGCUCAGGAGAGAAGCAGCACCUCCGUCAUCCUCCGCUGGCUGCCACCUACCAGCACCGGCAAUUGCACUAUAUCCGGCUACACUGUGGAAUACAAGGAGGAGGGUGCCCAACUAUGGCAGCAGUCAGUCGCCUCUACCCUGGAUACUUACCUCGUCCUAGAAGACCUGUGCCCUGGGGCCCGGUACCAGUUCCGCGUGAGCGCCAGUAACCCCUGGGGUAUAAGUCUGCCGAGUGAGCCUUCCGAGCCAGUCAGGCUUCCAGAAACUGAUACCAAUUCCAACGGAUCAACAAUUUCAUGGAAAGGAAACUUUGAGCAAGUCUACACAGAGCUGCAUGAGAUUGGAAGGGGCAGGUUCUCCAUAGUGAAGAAAUGUGCCAAGAAACAGAGCAGGAAGGACGUGGCGGCCAAAUUCAUCAGCAAGAAGCUAAAGAAGCGAGAGCAGGCGGCGCACGAGGCGACACUUCUCCAGCACCUACAGCACCCACAGUACAUUACCAUCCAUGACACCUUUGAGUCGGACGGUGCCUACAUCCUCAUCCUGGACCUCAUGGAAGAUGGCCGCUUGCUGGAUUACCUCAUGAAACACGACGAGCUGAUGGAAGAGAAAGUGGCGUUCUACAUGCGAGACAUCAUGGAGGCGCUGCAGUACCUGCACAGCUGCCGCGUGGCGCAUUUAGACAUCAAGCCGGAGAAUCUCCUCAUAGACCUGCGCAUCCCGGUGCCCAGAGUGAAGAUCAUCGACCUGGAGGACGCCGUGCAGAUAACGGGGCACCAUUAUAUCCAUCAGCUGCUGGGGAACCCCGAGUUUGCUGCCCCCGAGCUUAUCCAAGGGAGCCCCGUCUCUCUGGGCACAGACAUCUGGAGCUUGGGGGUGCUGACCUACGUCAUGCUGAGCGGGGUCUCCCCGUUCCUGGACGAGAGCAGCGAGGAGACCUGCGCCAACAUCUGCCGGGUGGACUUCAGUUUCCCCCAGGAGUAUUUCUCGGGGGUCAGUCAGGCUGCCCAGGACUUCAUCAAGGCCACGUUGCAAGGGGACCCUCGCUGGAGACCCACCAUCGCCACCUGUCUGCAGCACCCAUGGCUGCAGCCUCAUAACAACACUUACUCCAAAUUACCCCUGGACACCUCCCGCCUGGCUGGCUUCAUUGAGAGGCGGAGCCAUCAAAACGACGCCCAGCCAUUGGUCAAAACCAAGAGUCUCAUCAUUAGCAGGAACGUGGUGGGAACAUGACAUUUACAUAGAUGAAGUCCUAACUUAUCCUGGAGAGCAGGCCCGAGCCAGAGGGGGCGCUAUUUCAUUACAGGGAUUGUAGGAGGGGGCUAUGGUGCUAAAUUAGGGUCCAUAUCCAGCUGCCUCCCUGCCAAAAACUCUACAGAGAAGAUGGGACCCCCCUGGGUCCAAUUCUGUGGGCCGAGGUCCUGGGUGGGACCGGGGUUUAACCACGUUGCUGCUAGUCUGGACACUAAGGUCUCGUUUUUCAUUUUUACCACUCACUGUGCUUUGUUUCCCGUAUUUAUAAUAUUUGACUUAUUUUGUGCACAUUCUGUGAUUCACUCAAUUGGCCAAAUCGUUGGCAGUGCCCAAGGCACCAAUCCGUUUCCUUCACCAUUGAUAAUGAUCACAGCGAAUUCCUGGAAUGUGAUUGGCCAGUAGCACAAGGAAAGGCCUUUAUCAGCCAGUCAAAGACUAAAAAAGAGAUUUAACGAUUUCAAAUGUGAUUGGCUGCUGUUGGUGGGAAAGGCGGGGUUACGGUUGCACCAUGAGGAGCCCCAAAACCUGGAGGACAAGGGGUUUAGGCCCAAGGCUGUGGCUGGAACUGAACGUAUAUAUAUAUAUAUAUAUAUAUAUUAUACACACACAGAUACUUCUUGACAGUUUAUUUUUCCCAAAGGGUUUCAUGUACAGGGUGACCCCAAACUCCCCUGCGCCCCUUUACGCCUAUGGGGCCAAUGUGACCCAAUAAAUGGGUGGCACUAGGAAACUGGACUGAGUGGCCAUAAAACACCAGUGGAGCCUUAGAAAUAGCUGUUCCCCAGUCUCCCACUGAUUUAUUCCAACCCCACUGUGAUGGGGCUAUAAAGCGCUACAAGGGGCCACUACUUGCCUCCCGGGCCCCAGACUGAGGGCCCCACAGCUGCCAAAGCAAAGUGACUGCUCUGUUGGUGCAAAUAAGAAGCUCAGUUGGGGCUCAGAUUAAUUCUGGGGGAGUCCAUCUCUUGGAGAUUAUUGGAGGGCCCAGAGAGAGAUGAAUGAUUGGGGUAUUUUGGACCAAUAGCGAUAGAGACACUGAGAAAAACCGUAUGGCCACUCCCACUUCUAUUAAAACUGCAGAUAAGCCCCGCCCAUACAUUUUACCCCAUCUUACAAAUGGCUCAUUUAUUGCCCCUAAUUGUCACCAUAGGUCAAUGUUUUCAUUGUUACAGUCAGAGCUCUGGGCCAAUUGCCCUCCAAGUAACAUGGCACUCAGAUCCCUUCUGCCCCAAUGGGAAGAGGAAAAAGCCUUGAGAAGGGAACCAAUGGAAGGGAGGGAAUCGUAGAUAGGAGUUGGAUAAAGGGCCACGUGUCUGGGGUAGGUGCUGGGGUAGGUGCUGGGUGUUAGUUCAGCUCGGCCCCCUGUUCUAUAGGUAGAAAUACACUGCACAAGCAACGGAAAGAGUCUUGGGAAAAUACAUUGUGAAAAGGGCAGAGGGGAGAGUGUACCCCAGUAUGUAAUAUACUUACCCCCUGGGGGUAUUUUGUCUGGGGGUACCCUGGGCAAAUGUACAGCACACAAUAAAGUGUUCAACAAGA
Molecule: messenger RNA, 7766 nt
Organism: Xenopus tropicalis (tropical clawed frog)
Lineage: Eukaryota; Metazoa; Chordata; Amphibia; Anura; Pipidae
Gene: kalrn
Product: kalirin RhoGEF kinase
Exons: 45
Coding region: 18-6206 (2062 amino acids)
Cellular component (GO): cytoplasm
Molecular function (GO): ATP binding; guanyl-nucleotide exchange factor activity; kinase activity
Source: RefSeq, a predicted model, not a curated record